UCACACACAGUACAGCCGCGCGACCUGCUCCGUGCUGGACGGGAGGCGGACUGACCUGGAGGCUGCAGAGCGCAGGGAACCAACCGGACGCCCGGAGCCGCUGCCUGCUUUUUUGCUGCGUUUUGCGUCUCUCGCUCCACUGUCCCGGCGCUCCGUCCGCUCACACCAUCACCUGCCCAAACGCGCACCAGCGGAGGAUGCUGCGGGUGAAGACGCCCGGCAGCGCGUGAGCGAGCGAGCGAGCGAGCGAGCGAGCGACCCCGGUCCGAGCGCGUCCCACGGCUGCGCUGCGGGCUGCAGUUCCCGGGGAGCGGGUGCGAGCGCCGGCUUGACGCGCGGCGCGGGUCACGACGGUAAAAAGUGGACAGACAAUUGGAGCAAUUGGAGGAAUGGUCGCCCGCGUCCGUGCGGCUGGAUCGCUGGACUUGUUUUAAGCGGCUUUGCGGCGCCGUGGAUCGCUGUGCUCUUUCGCGAAGGUCUGGAGCGGCACCGACUCGGAGCCGAGGACGAGCCGAGCCUGUAGUCGGGCUGGAACGCUCGGAGCCGGGGAAACGCGCGGAUCUCACACGGCCCAGGUCAGGGAGGUCGGGCAGAGCCAUGGCGGCGCCGAGCUGGGAGGUCGCCCUGUUCCUGGCACUCAUCCUGCCGCUCUCCUGCACGGCUGCACCCACAGACAUCCUCUACCGCGUCUCUGAGGAGCAGCCGCCCAACACCAUGAUCGGCAGCCUGGCAGCGGACCAGGGCCUGCCGGACACCGGGCACCUCUACAAGCUGGAGGUGGGCUCGCCGUACCUGCGGGUGGACGGCAAGACGGGCGACAUCUACACCACAGAGAUCCCCAUCGACCGCGAGAAGCUCAAAGACUGCCGCAACCUGUUCGAGGGCGACAAGUGCUUCCUGGAGUUCGAGGUGUCCAUCACUGACAUGGUGAAGGGCAUCGGCUCAGGGCCGCGGCUGAUCGAAGGCCGCAUCGAGGUGCAGGACAUCAACGACAACACGCCGCAGUUCUCCUCCCCCAUCCUCACCCUCUCCAUUCCAGAGAACACGCACAUCGGCGCCCUCUUCUCCAUCCCCAUGGCCACCGACAAGGACUCCGGCAGCAACGGCGUGGCCGAGUACGCGCUGAGCACCGGCCCGGACGCCGAACAGCUCUUCACCCUUCAGGUCGCCGUGGACACGGACGAGAAGCUGCCGCAGCUGGUCGUCAUGGGCAACCUGGACCGUGAGAAGAAGGACUCCUACGACUUGACCAUCCGGGUGGUGGACGGCGGGAAGCCGCAGAGGGCGAGCACCGCUCUGCUGCGGGUCACGGUCACCGACCAGAACGACAACGCGCCCAAGUUUGAGAGAAAUCACUACGAGGCCGAGCUGCCGGAAAACAGUCCGCUGGGACACUCUGUGCUGCAGGUCAGAGCCAAUGACGCCGACUCAGGCACCAAUGGGGAGAUUGACUACAGCCUCCAUCAGGCAUCAGAGACUGUCCAGAGGCUUCUGCGCAUUGACCGUACCACUGGCAUCAUCUACGUUAAAGGCCUGGUGGACCGCGAGGAAGAGAACUUCCUCAAGUUUUCUGUGGUUGCCAAAGAUCGUGGACCCAACUCCAGAAGCUCCAAAGUCAUGGUGACUAUCAACGUCAAAGACCAGAAUGACAAUGCCCCAGCUAUUGAGAUUCGUGGUAUUGGCUUGGUGACACACUACAAUGGUGUGGCCAACAUCUCUGAAGACAUGCCUGUUGGUACACCGGUGGCCUUGGUCCAAGUCUCCGACCGUGAUGAGGGGGAAAAUGCAGUGGUGACCUGCGUGGUUGCUGGCGAUGUUCCAUUUCAGCUCAGACCUGCAAGUGAAUCAGCCAAUGAUCGGAAGAGGAAAUAUUUCCUGCAGACAACCACCCUCCUGGAUUAUGAACGCGUUAAGGAUUACAGAAUUGAAAUUGUCGCUGUAGACUCUGGGAACCCAGCCCUGUCGAGCACCAACUCCCUCAAGGUUCAAGUCACGGACAUGAAUGAUAACACUCCUUCCUUCUCCCCUUCACUGCUGGAGGUGGACUUUGCCGAGGGCAACCAGCCAGGCGACAGGGUGCUGGAUCUCAUAGCAACAGACGCAGACAGCGGCAGCAAUGCCGAGCUGGCCUAUAGCAUUGUUGAUUCUUCUGCCAGCGCGCUCUUUGACAUCGACACCAACACUGGGGAGGUGCGCGUGAAGAAUAUGCUGGACCGAGAGAUCAAAGAUCGUUAUGAGUUCUAUGUAGCUGCUGCAGACAAAGGUGUUCCCAGUAAAACCGGAACUGCAACUGUCAUUAUUAAUGUUCUGGAUCGCAAUGACAAUGACCCCAAGUUCACGCUCAGCAGCUACAGCUUUUCUGUCAUUGAGAACAUGCCUCCACUCAAUCCUGUUGGUGUUGUGACUGUCAAUGAUGCCGACAUGGGCGAAAAUUCCAGAGUCAGACUUUUUGUGGAACCAGACAAUGGCAAGUUUCUAAUCCAGAACGGCACAGAAACCAUUUUAUCCAGCAUCUCCUUUGACCGAGAGAAGGAGAGCACGUACACUUUCCGCUUGAAGGCAGUAGAUUCUGGGGACCCACCUCGUUCCUCCUAUGUGGGCGUAACCAUCAAUGUCCUAGAUGAGAAUGACAAUGCCCCUUAUGUCACCAAACCGGCCAACUCCUCCUACACAUACCUGACACCCGUCACCCCGCCAGACACCCGUGUAGAGGUGGUGGAGGCUGAGGACAUUGACUCUGGGCCCAAUGCUGAGCUGGUCUACACCAUCACAGGCGGCAACCCGUACGAUCUGUUCCACAUAUCGCCAACUAGUGGGGAAAUCACACUGGCACAGGAAUUCACCGGUAAGCACAAUGGGCUGCAUCGCCUGGUGGUGAAGGUCACUGACAAAGGCAAACCUCAGCGGCACACCACCGCUCUCGUCCACGUCUAUGUGAAUGACACCAAAUCCAAUGUCUCUCAGAUUGAGGCACUGGUUGGACACAGCCUCUAUACACCCUUAGACAGAGACAUAGCUGGAGAUCCAAACUAUUCCCAUUCUCAGCGUAGCAACAUCUUGUAUGGCAGCCUUGCAGGCAUUGCUGGUGUGAUUCUGGUCAUUGUAGCCGUGGUGGUCAUCAGGCAUCGGCUACAAAAGGACACCAAGAGUGGCUACCAGGCUGGCAAGAAGGAGAGUAAGGACCUGUAUGCUCCAAAACAGGGCCCCAAAAACGGCAAAGGGAAAAAGACCAAGAAGGGAAAAGCUCCAAAACCUGCCAAACCACUCGAGGAGGAUGAGGAAGCGAGUCUGCAGAAAGGCCUCAAGUUUAACCUUAUCAACGACAACGUCAAUGACAGUCCCAGAAUCCAUCUGCCCCUCAACUACCCACCCGGAAGCCCAGACCUGGGCCGCCACUACCGCUCCAACUCCCCUCUACCCUCCAUCCAGCUCCAGCCACAGUCACCCUCUGCCUCCAAGAAGCACCAGGCUGUUCAGGACCUCCCUGCCACCAACACCUUUGUGGGAACAGGCGACAACAACUCCACGGGCUCCGACCAAUAUUCGGAUUACAGCUACAAGGCCAACCCACCCAAAUACAGCAACAAACAGGUAGGAGAGUACGCAAACACGCCAGUGUACCACAGGAACAUCUAUUGGACCAACGGGGUGUGGUAGUCUGCCGGGACUUGACAGUAUUUUCCACCAAAGCUGCACUGAUUCCUCUGCACAUCACCCACUUCCAAACAGCUUUUAUUUUGGCUUUGCUUUUAGUUUUGUCACCAUUUCUGUUUUGUUCAGAUUUUGAUUUUUUUUCUCAACAUGGACCCCACGAUGUUCACCUCAUGAAGGAUCAUAAAGGAUAGACCAAAUAUGGGCUCUCCAGUGUAAAUCAGUUGAUAUUUGGUGUCAGAAACUGAAAUCAACUCUGCUAAGUUCUAGUGUUUAACUUGCUUUUCUUGCCGUUCAUGUUUCCCAAUCGUACUUCAAAAUGUUCCACUGUUGCAGUUCACAGCAAUUACAGCAAAAACAUUUUAAAAAAUGUAUUGCUUUUUUAAAACAGCAAGAAAACAAUGGAUGACAUAGAUGGAUUUUUCUAACGAUGCUCAUAUGGGUCUAUCCUUACUGUCUUUGUUUUGUAUGUUGUUUUAUUCAUGUUUAGUUCUACAUUUUCAUAGUGGGUUAAAUUAUAAGUUUUUCCUUUUAAUUUUUACAGAUGUUAAGUCUAAGUUUUUUGUGCGACCAUUGAAUGGUUCACACUGACAUCCUCAUUAAGUCUGAAUGUUGUUUUUUUUUCUUCCGAGAGCUGACUCAAGGUUUAAAGCUUCUCUUUAUGACCGGAUCAGCUCAUUGAAGUGUGACAAAGGGUGACUGUGAAUUCCUGACUUCUUUUUGUACCCAUUUUUAUUGUUUCUUGGCUUUCUUUGCCCAGGAACUAGACUAGCUGAGCAGCACUUUAGAGUGUUUCCAUCCAAUUCAGACCAAUUUAAGGUUAUUUCAGCUUGGUCAGAGAGCCAAGCAGUGAGGAGAGAAAGGGACUAAAAAAGAGGAGGUUGUGAAAAGCUACGACACUAUGAAGGAAAAGGUACACUAGGACUAAAUAGAACCAUUUCUUAACCUCUACACCUCCUGUCAGCUCAGCUGAAAUACUGCUUUUAAUUUUGCCGUGUUCCCAAUCACCAGGGCUAAAAAGUCAAUUGUUUGCACAGAUUAAUGACAGGUAAUUUUCCACGCUCCCGCUUUCGCCUUCUUUUACCCAGAGUGCCUUGCUCUAUUCUAUUUAAUGUACAGACGGGGGCAGAUGGGGGCCAUUACUGCGUGAUUGUGACGAGUUCCCACGUCGUCCGGUUGUGUGGUGGUGUUGGUGGACUUGCGGCUGUGAAAUUGAAAAUGUUACGUGCACUGUGAAAUCCAUGAAGACAAUCACAUUAAGGUGUUGCAGUGAUGAGCAGACUGUACAUAUGUGUCAAAUAUUGUGUUUGUUCGUGCUUCCCCAUCUGCUGUUUAUGUUGCCACGUUACUUUGUGUGUGUGCUUAACAAGGGCAUCUCAUUGUUCUGUACCAAAGACUCACACACACAACUGCAUAUUCAUCCAGACUGCGCUUGCUCGUGCGGCGGGUUUAGAGUUCACAGCUGGCGUUAGCAGCCUGCUCGUCCUCCUGCUGGGUUAAUAUUUAGCCUGUUGACACUUCACAGCAACUCAGGCCAAUCACACACCUGCCCUCGCUUCAGCGUUUCUUCUCUGGGGAAAAUGUACAGUGUUUUGUUCUGUUUUUUCAAUUUUGUUGUGUUUUUUAAAAUCAGAUUCUAUUUCAAUAAACAUGUUCCUUAAAUGUUGAA
This is a messenger RNA of Betta splendens (Siamese fighting fish), 5320 nucleotides long. Its product is annotated as protocadherin-1-like. The coding region runs from base 598 to 3657 and encodes 1019 amino acids. Lineage: Eukaryota; Metazoa; Chordata; Actinopteri; Anabantiformes; Osphronemidae. Gene Ontology annotation, cellular component: plasma membrane. Gene Ontology annotation, molecular function: calcium ion binding. Gene Ontology annotation, biological process: homophilic cell-cell adhesion. The transcript has 3 exons. The record is from RefSeq and is a predicted model, not a curated record.